AUGACACAUUAUGCUAUAUCGUUAUACGAUAAAUUACGAGAGAAACAACCUUUAAAUUUCAAGAAAUUAAUUGUUGUUUCUGGUGAUACCAGUCAAGAAAAUUUAGGAUUGUCAGCUGUCGAUAGACAAAUGUUAACUGAAAAAGUGACUAUAAUAAUUCAUAACGCGGCAAGCGUGAAAUUUAACGACAGUUUAAAGUACGCCAUUCUUACUAAUACCAGAUCAACGAGAGAUAUAUGUAUCUUAGCUGAAAGUAUGAAGAAUCUAAUGGCUCUAGUAUAUGUUAGCACAGCAUAUGCACAUUUGGAUAAUCCGUUUAUAGAGGAAAAGGUGUAUCCGCCUAUAGACAAUUGGCGGAAAAUGAUCAAAAUGGCGGAGUCAUUGGAUGAGCAUAUCUUGAAUGUUUUUACAGCUAAAUGCUUGAAUAAUAUUCCCAAUACAUAUAUAUACUCGAAAAAUUUAGCAGAGAGUGUAAUACAGGAUUAUUCCUUAUCUUUGCCUUGCGCGAUUGUGAGACCAUCCAUGGGUACGUAGAACUAUUGUUAAAUAUUAGAGAAUGCUACCCACACAGAAAAAUGAUAUGUAUUAGAUAUCUGCUAGAUAUCUUCAAUGUCUACCAGGGAUAUCCACAGGAUAUACAGAAACAGCUAUUAGACAUGCUACGGAUAUCCAAAUGUCCGCCAUUCGAGAUCUCAUAAAUAUCUAUAGGAUAUCUACAUAAAUAUCCAUUAGGUAUCUAUACAAUAUCCAGUGAAUAUCUAUAAAAAUAUCCACUAGGUAUCCAUACAAUAUGCAGUAGAUAUUUAUGAAGAUAUCCAUUAAGCAUCCAUACAAUAUUAUGUAGAUAUCCAUUGUAUGUUGGUUAAAUUUUGAUCACAAAAUGAUUAAUUAAAUGUUCUAAAAGUUAGGUCUUAUGAGACCCGCAUAUGACAUAUCAAUAUGUCCCAUUCACGAGACAUCAUUUUCUGA
Molecule: messenger RNA, 969 nt
Organism: Formica exsecta
Lineage: Eukaryota; Metazoa; Arthropoda; Insecta; Hymenoptera; Formicidae
Product: fatty acyl-CoA reductase 1-like
Exons: 4
Coding region: 1-534 (177 amino acids)
Biological process (GO): long-chain fatty-acyl-CoA metabolic process
Cellular component (GO): peroxisome
Molecular function (GO): alcohol-forming very long-chain fatty acyl-CoA reductase (NADP+) activity
Source: RefSeq, a predicted model, not a curated record